Messenger RNA from Aureobasidium subglaciale EXF-2481, 1254 nucleotides. RefSeq lists its product as uncharacterized. NCBI's taxonomy places the organism in Eukaryota, Fungi, Ascomycota, Dothideomycetes, Dothideales, Saccotheciaceae. The transcript has 3 exons. The record is from RefSeq and is a predicted model, not a curated record. Bases 1 to 1254 code for a protein of 417 amino acids.
AUGUCGAACACCAACUACCCCAACCUCAACCCCCAGCUGCAAAACGCAAAGGACGCUGUCGUUAACAAUGCCAGCGCUGCUUACCAAAACAUUGCCAACGGCCCCGCUGCCGAGAAGGCCAGAAUCGAGGGCGAGAAGACCUCGCAGGAGUUCUCCAACCUGAUGGACUCCAAGAGAGUACCUGAGCAGCCUGCAGCCACCGGCCAGCCCCUGACUCACUACCACUCGUUCUUCUACAACCUCCUCAGCUGGGAGAACCCCCGUGUCACCACCAUCUCCUUCGCCUCGAUCCUUACCUUUAUCUUCUUCACUCGCUACGUGCCCAUCCUCAAGUACCUUUUCAAGGCGCUCUACAUCGUCCUCGGCAUUACUGCUGCCGCUGAAGUCGUGGGCAAGCUUGUCAUGAACCGUGGCUUCGCCUCGCAGAUGCGUCCCCGCAAGUACUACACCAUCCCCCGUGAGACCCUCGAGGCCUCUCUGGAUGAUGUUGAGCAGCUCAUCAACUUCUUCGUCAUUGAGUUCCAGCGCAUUAUGUUCGGCGAGAACGUCUUCGUCACCGUUGCUGCCUUCUUCAUCACCUUCAUCUCCUACUUCCUCGUCAAGAUCAUGCCCACCUGGGGUCUUGCUCUUCUCUUCACCACUCUGAUCUACACCGUCCCUCUCAUCUACAUCAACAACCGCGAGGUCAUUGACGCUCAGAUCGAGAAUGCUAGCACCAUGGUCAACGAGCAGACUCAGCAGAUCCGCACCAUUGCUGCCGAGCAGACCCAGCACGCCACUGACAUUGCAAAGAGCACCGCCACUGAUCUCUCCAACCGCGCCUCUGAGCUCAUCGGUCAGGCCAAGCAGCGUGCCGGUCAGGCUGAUGCCCCCAACCCUGCCAACCUGAACCCCGCCAAGGACGAGCCCGAGAGAGAGAUCAGAAAGGAGGACAUCCAGAAGACCGCCAACGACCUCACCAACAAGGCCGCCGCCACCGCCCAGGAUGCUGCUAACAAGACCUCCGCCAUCGCUCAGGACGCCGCCAACAAGACUUCCGCUACUGCUCAGUCUGCCGCCGACAAGACCUCUUCAAGCACCGCCUCUCAGAGCAUUGACAGCUCCACCGAGCCCUUGACCGAGUUCAACGCCCCCAGCGUCCCCACCACCGAGCCCAGCGCUGCCGCUCACACUCAGCCCAUCCUCCGUGACGAGGCUGUCUACCACGAGAACGCGGCACCCGAGCAGAUCAGAUCUGAGGCUCCUCUUCUGUAA